Molecule: messenger RNA, 1739 nt
Organism: Aspergillus piperis CBS 112811
Lineage: Eukaryota; Fungi; Ascomycota; Eurotiomycetes; Eurotiales; Aspergillaceae
Product: putative l-fucose permease
Exons: 6
Coding region: 147-1610 (487 amino acids)
Biological process (GO): transmembrane transport
Molecular function (GO): transmembrane transporter activity
Source: RefSeq, a predicted model, not a curated record
GGCGUUUGAAUCCCUGCAAGCAUUGCUUGUCUUUCCUUUCUCCCACUGCUUCGGUAUAUUUCUCUUUUACUUUACUACAGUUUCACUUUGCUUUUAUCUAUCUCCUUUCAUCAUUGCUCUGGGCUUAAUCUUCCCUCCCCCACAGCAUGGGGUUUCUAAACUUCCUCAAGACCCGGUCUGGGUUCCGGGUUGAUAAUAGCAGGACUACUUCUGCAGCUACCCUGACCUUACGCCAAAGUCUUUGGCCCUUGACCCUUGUUACUAUACUCUUCUUUCUCUGGGGCUUUGCCUACGGCCUGCUCGACACCCUCAACAAACAUUUCCAAAACACUCUGAAUAUCACCCGGACACGCUCCUCGGGUCUUCAAGCAGCCUACUUUGGUGCUUAUCCACUUGCGUCCUUGGGAUAUGCAAACUACAUACUCCGUCACUUCGGAUACAAAACCGUCUUCAUCUUCGGGCUCACUCUAUAUGGUAUCGGUGCCCUCUGCAUGUGGCCUGCAGGCUUGAACCGAUCGUUUGGUGGCUUCUGCGCUGCUACCUUUGUUAUUGGCUCGGGCCUUGGUUCGUUGGAGACCGCUGCCAACCCCUACCUUACCGUCUGUGGUCCACCAAAAUACGCCGAGAUUCGAAUCAAUCUCGCCCAGGCGUUCAACGGCAUCGGCACCUGCGUCGCACCAGCCCUAGCAUCAUACGUCUUCUUCACAUCCACCGAGGAUGACGUGAACGCUCUCAAACGAGUACAAUGGGUAUAUCUAGCCAUUGGCAUCUUUGUCUUCGUUCUUGCCGGCGUCUUCUUCAUCUCCACAAUCCCCGAAGUAACCGACCAAGACAUGGCCUUCCAGGUAGCCGAAACGCACGUUGGCGAACAGGAUAAACCAUUCUGGAAACAGUAUCGACUCUUCCACGCCACGUUGGCACAGUUCACUUAUACCGGCGCCCAAGUUGCCAUCGCAGGCUACUUCAUCAACUACGUCGUCGAAACCUGGCCCGGAACCACCAGCGCCACCGGCUCCAAAUACCUCGCCGGCGCACAAGGAGCCUUUGCAAUGGGACGAUUCCUCGGCGCGAUCAUCAUGAGAUUCGUCAAAGCCCGCUGGGUAUUCCUAGCCUAUCUCUCACUGACUGUAGCAUUCAUUGCCGCAUCCAUAACCCAACGUGAUCAAAAAGGCAUAGCAAUGCUCUUCUGCACCCUCUUCUUCGAAUCCGUCUGCUUCCCCACCAUCGUCGCACUAGGUAUCCGCGGCCUCGGCCGACACUACAAGCGCGGCUCAGGCUUCAUUGUCGGCGGAGUAUCCGGUGGUGCCGUCGUGCCUCCAAUCCUGGGCCAUGUAGCCGAUAUGCGAAAUAGUACGGGCUUUGCGAUGAUCGUUCCGACGAUGUUCAUGGUUGUGGCGUGGACGUAUGCCCUCGCGGUGAACUUUGUGCCGGCGUAUCGGGAUAUGGUUGAUAAGGUCGGGGAGAGUGAGAUUGGGUUGAGGGAUGAAGCUGCUAGUGUCAGUCCGAAGGAUGUUGAAAGUGGUGGUGGUGGGGGGCAUGGGUUGACGGAUAUGGAGAAGGAGAAGGGAGAGGAAACUGCGAGGGAGGAAUAUACUACUACUAGUAAGUAGGUGGUUUCGGUAUAAAUGCAGUGACUAGUAGGCGCUGCAUAGGGUCACUUCACAUUCGUCAUGAAAUUUCAUGUUGCUUACGAUCUCGUAAAUGCUUUACUAUUCUGCUUACUAUAAAUAUUCAUAUAC